UUGCACCCCAUCUGCAGUUGGGGCUGACAGCCGCCGACUAUCUGGUCAGUGGGGCAAAGGUUCACUCACAACUGAGUGUUAACUAGCAGACAAAAACGCUUCAGCCGCAGUCUUCUGUGUGGCAGACCCUUGAGAGGACUUAGGUUGAAGCAGUCAUGAGAGUCUCUGUGCUGUUCCCGAAGGGUGGCCUUCUCUUCGGCGCUUUCGUAGUAGCCAUUCAGCUAUGGUCUUCGGCGCAGUGCACGUCAAUCAACCUCACGCUUUACUACGAAGGGUUAUGUGCAGACUGCCAUGACUUCUUUCUCGACCAACUGUGGCCAACCUACAACAAGCUGGAGGAGUACCUUGACGUCGACCUCGUGCCUUUCGGGAAAGCCCAUAUGAAGGUCGCUAACGGCACUGUCAUGUUCCAGUGUCAGCACGGCCCUCAGGAGUGCUACGUCAACGAGGUGCAGGCAUGCGCCGUCAAGUACGUGCACCCGGUCAGGAAACUUCUAGACUUUGUCGCAUGCAUGUUUCGUCAAGAUGACCCCACCAAAGCGGGUCAGCCGUGCGCGGAGAAAGUUGGAACAUACUGGCCAGUACUGGACAAGUGCAGCCGGGGGCCUGAAGGCGAAAAGCUCUUCCGUGAGAUGGGCGAGAGGACGUUAGCACUGAAGCCUCCAAUGAAGUGGGUGCCCUACGUACAGAUCAACGGCGCGCACGACGACGUCACGGAAAGCUUGGUGGAACAUGACCUGUUCGGCUUUGCCUGCAAGCUCCUGGAACCUAGUGUCCCUAGAGUAUGCAGGCACGGUGAAUUUGGGGACUUUGACUUCCUCGCGCAGGCUUUUCGUUUUGAUAAGCAUUAGGUGUAAAAAGCAAAGUGUAACUUCUUUUCGUUUAGCAUGAAUGCGGAUUGCAUAUUUUCUAAGAAUGUAUGUGCGUCAGUUGGGAACAAAAUAAAUACUUCACUUGUU
Molecule: messenger RNA, 959 nt
Organism: Dermacentor andersoni
Lineage: Eukaryota; Metazoa; Arthropoda; Arachnida; Ixodida; Ixodidae
Product: gamma-interferon-inducible lysosomal thiol reductase-like
Molecular function (GO): oxidoreductase activity, acting on a sulfur group of donors, disulfide as acceptor
Source: RefSeq, a predicted model, not a curated record